UGCGUGAAAUAUGUAUAUAUUUGUAGGUAAAAAUUAAUUUGUUUUAAAAACUGGAAGAUUUUUUUUUUAUUCUGUCAAAUGGGGUCAUAUUACCAUUAACAUUUCUCUCUCCUUUGAAAUGCUUCAUAACCCAACCUACACCACUCGAGAAUCACCAUGCUUUAGGACUUUGAUUACGUGUAAUAAGAGAGUGCCUCCUCAUCUUACUCUGAAGACCCACACGACAAAGCCUAAAACAAACAAGGGCUAUCAAUUAGCUUGGAAUUACAAAAGGAUUCAAGGCAUUAUAUAUUUUUACCUUGGAGAGAGAAAUUACAUAGAAUGAGAAACGUUUGUAUGCAAAAAUGUUCUGGUGAAAUGUGAAAGAAUAAUUCCCUAAAUAAACUUACUACCUCUAUUUAGGUAUUUCCUAUAUCUCCUAUAAAUGGCCUGCCUUACCAUAUCUAAAUUCGCUCUAAUUAAAAACCCAAAAAACAAACCACACAACCUCGUAAGAAGAACUUCAACAGAAAUGGAUAAAGAAAACUUCAUUCCAAGAGCACUAUUUUGUUUUCUUCUCAUGGUAUUGAUCGAAAACAACCAUGCUGCAGUUGUCGAUGUAAAAACAAAAGGCGCCAAGGGCGAUGGUAAAACCGAUGAUGGCCCGGCUAUACUGAAUGCUUGGAAAGUUGCCUGCGGAGGACCAUCACCAAGCUCGCUUCUGAUUCCACCGGGGACUUAUUUCGCAGCUCCUAUUCAACUGAAAGGUCCAUGCAAGGGCCCGAUUGAGAUCAAGGCCACCGGAGCAACUAUCAAAGCCCCACCGGAGGUUGCAAAGUUCAAAACUGAUGGUUGGAUCGAGAUCGAGGGUGUCGAUAAGUUGACUAUGACUGGUGGUAAUUACGAUGGUCAAGGCCAGGCAACUUGGAAGAGUAACAACUGCGCCUCUACUGGAGUAUGCAAAUUACCUGCUAAUAUCAGAUUGACUAACUGCAAGAAUGCAGUGGUGAAAGACUUAACUUCCACCAAUAGCAAAUUCUUUCACAUGAACAUAUUGGGGUGUGACAAUUCCAACCUUGACCAUGUUACCAUUAAUGCACCUGGAACAAGUCUCAACACGGAUGGAAUUCACAUCGGGAGACUAAAUGGGCUCAACAUCACAAACACAAACAUCAAAACAGGUGAUGAUUGCAUUUCGUUUGGAGAUGGAAGCAAGAACGUCCAUAUCGAGAAAGUGACAUGCGGACCAGGACAUGGCAUCAGUAUUGGAAGCCUCGGUAGAUACCCAAAUGAAGCACCUGUACAAGGAAUCUGGAUCAAAAACUGCACCAUCACCGGCACUGACAAUGGACUCAGGAUCAAAUCCUGGCCAGCUGGCACACCAGGUAGCGCCAGUGACAUGCAUUUUGAAGAUAUAAUCAUGCAAAAAGUGGGAAAUCCGAUACUGGUCGAUCAAGAAUAUUGUCCUUCUGGUAAAUGCCAGAAAGGACCUUCAAAAACGAAGUUGUCAAAUGUGAGCUUUAGGAAGAUCAAGGGAUCAUCAACAACUAAGGUAGCAGUGAAGCUUAUUUGCAGCCCCGGGACAUGCCAGAAUUUUGAGGUUGCUGAUAUCAAUUUGCAAGGACCUGGAGGACCUGCCACCUCUGAGUGUAAAAACAUCAAACCUAAAGUUGUGGGUCAAGUUGUCCCUCCGGCUUGUCCUUAAGUGCUUGCGGAAUUUUCAUAGGAAAAAAGUGGAUCCAAUCAUUCACGAGUUGCAGAAAGGAAUUUAUAUAUAUAUGAAAAUAUAUCAAGUGCUUGAAAUUGUGAUGCACGAUAUUUGUUUUGGAGACUUUUAUUUACCGAUGGUACAUAUAAGCAAAAUUUAUGGAGUCUAUUAUAAGUAGAUCAUUUAAUGAUAUUUGUUAUAUUUGUUGGACCUAGCUACACCACAAGGAAUGAGGCCUUUACCAACGACAUUUUCGACAACUAUCCAGACAACAUGUCGUCUGACGAGCCUAUACCUAUACCAACAACUUGGCGUUUGUACAAAGUCGUCGGGAUAGCCCCGUCGGUAAAAGUGGAAAAUAUCGUGAUAAAUAUUGUCGGUACAGAGCAACCAAUUUAGACGAC
Molecule: messenger RNA, 2091 nt
Organism: Lactuca saligna
Lineage: Eukaryota; Viridiplantae; Streptophyta; Magnoliopsida; Asterales; Asteraceae
Source: the annotation of a GenBank genome assembly